UAGCCACAGUAGGGAGAGACUGAGACCAGAUGGGCCAGAAGAUGAGCACUGAGCCUUUGACUCGCUCCGAGGUGUUUGGACAGCUCAGGAGGGAGCUCUAUGGAGAGGAGCAGUCUCCUCACUCCAACACACAUAUUUUCAUAAUCCUUGGAGCGUCUGGGGAUCUCGCGAAAAAGAAGAUCUAUCCAACUUUAUGGUGGUUAUUCAGAGAUGGCCUGCUCCCAGAUGACACAUACUUUGUGGGUUUUGCCCGAUCUAACCUGACCAUGGAGGACAUCAAGACAGCAUGUCUGCCUCAAAUGAAGGUCACUGAUGAAGAGAGUGAGUGUCUCUCAGCCUUCUUCAGUAAGAACUCUUACCUUAGAGGCAGGUAUGACGACGACAGCUCAUUCGCUCAACUCAACGCUCACCUGUCAUCUCUGCCGGGGGGAGCUGACGCCAACAGGCUCUUCUACCUGGCUCUGCCUCCCACUGUCUACCACCAUGUUAGCACAAACAUCAGAGCCCACUGUAUGAGCAGCAAAGGCUGGAACAGGCUGAUUGUUGAGAAGCCCUUCGGCCGUGACCUCGAGAGUUCACAGGAGCUGUCAGCCCACCUGUCCUCCCUGUUCACAGAGAACCAGAUCUACCGCAUAGACCACUACCUGGGCAAAGAGAUGGUCCAGAACCUAAUGGUUCUGAGGUUUGGAAAUCGCAUCUUUGGACCCAUAUGGAACAGGAACAGUGUGGCCUGUGUGGUCCUCACCUUCAAGGAGCCUUUUGGCGCUCAGGGCCGUGGAGGAUACUUUGAUGACUUUGGCAUCAUUCGAGAUGUCAUGCAGAACCAUCUCCUGCAGAUGCUCUGUUUGGUCGCCAUGGAGAAACCUGCCUCCACCAGCCCAGCUGACGUGAGGGAUGAAAAGGUGAAGGUACUGAAGUGUAUAGCCCCUGUUGCUAUGUCAGAUGUGGUCCUCGGUCAGUACGUGGGGGACCCCAAGGGGGAGGGCCACUCCAGGCUGGGUUACCUUGAUGACCCCACGGUACCAGAAGGCUCCUGCACACCAACCUUUGCAACCGCAGUCCUCUAUGUCCAGAAUGAAAGGUGGGAUGGCGUUCCUUUUAUUCUCCGCUGUGGGAAAGCUCUGAACGAGCAGAAGGCAGAAGUGCGUCUGCAGUUCACCGACGUGCCAGGAGACAUAUUUGAUAACCGCUGUCAGAGGAAUGAGCUGGUGGUGCGGGUGCAGCCAAACGAGGCCAUUUACCUGAAGAUGAUGACCAAGAGGCCUGGGGUUUACUUCAGCCCAGAGGAGACUGAGCUGGACCUUACCUACAGGAGCAGAUACAAGAAUGUGAAGCUCCCAGAUGCUUAUGAGAGGCUGAUACUGGAUGUCUUCUGUGGGAAUCAGAUGCAUUUUGUCCGCAGCGAUGAGUUGCGGGAGGCCUGGAGGAUCUUCACCCCCCUCCUCCACCAGAUAGAAGCAGAGAAGAUACACCCCAUCUCUUACACAUAUGGAAGUCGCGGCCCGAAUGAGGCAGAUGAUCUGGUGAAGAGGGUGGGAUUCCGCUAUGAAGGAACAUACAAGUGGGUGCAGCCCCACACCACAUGAUGCCUUCUGUCACGCACACACACGCAUCACGUAACUCAUGAACACGCACACUGCUGUCGGCAAGUUUACAGACAAUAAAGUUUACUGCAAUCACUCACUGUUGUACCGUCUGAUUUUGUCUGCAUGUGAAAUAAACAUACCACUGCUUUUUGUCCCUAAUCAUACAAGAAUGAAUGUACUAGCCUGAUUUAAGGGUUCACCUGUAAAUUUCAAAA
Molecule: messenger RNA, 1801 nt
Organism: Chelmon rostratus (copperband butterflyfish)
Lineage: Eukaryota; Metazoa; Chordata; Actinopteri; Chaetodontiformes; Chaetodontidae
Product: glucose-6-phosphate 1-dehydrogenase-like
Exons: 12
Coding region: 30-1586 (518 amino acids)
Biological process (GO): pentose-phosphate shunt, oxidative branch; glucose metabolic process
Cellular component (GO): cytosol
Molecular function (GO): glucose-6-phosphate dehydrogenase activity; NADP binding
Source: RefSeq, a predicted model, not a curated record